UAAAGAAAAAAUUCUCAUUUUUUGCAUGUUCAGCUGAUCUGCUCUGACUAAAGGAUAAAAUUGACCACAGUCUCUAAUUAGCACCAAAUUACUAUUCUUUCCAGGAAACUUCCUGGAACAUUCUUAGGAAAUUAAGUACUAACAACAUGAAGUGUUACUGAGAUAUGUUCAAUGUCCUGUUAGAAGUCUGUGUGUGUGGGUGUGUGUGUCUGUGCUCUACAUAUGUGUGUACGAGCGUCUGCAUGCAUUGGUCUCUGACAGUGUUUUUUAUCAGUGAGUGCCAGCUGGCAGUAACACACUUGGCCUCUCAGAGCGACAGUGAGAAACACAGUCGUCUACUGAAGACACUGAAGUUAUUGAUAAGGAUGAAGGGGCUUCUGCUCCUGUGUCUGCUCUUCUUCUGUGGAGGUCAAAGGUCAUCAGCCUGCCCUCACCUUUGCUCCUGUGAUGGCAGUCAGGUGGACUGCAGCGCCAGGUCAAUGUCCUCCUCCUCGCUCCCUGCCAGUUUCCCUGCCGGCACCACUGAGCUCCGUCUCCACAACAACCUGCUGACCACCCUCCCUAAUGGGCUGCUGGACGACCUCACCUCCAUCCGCUCGGUCUCCCUUCAUGGGAACCCGUGGGUGUGUGACUGUGGGGUCCUCUACCUGCGGGCCUGGCUUCGACGUCAGCCCACCAGUCACACGUCACACCUGGGCGUCAACUGCAGCUCCCCUCCCAGCCUGAGAGGGAGGCUGGUGGUGUAUUUAACUGAAGAGGAGGUCCUGGAUUCCUGUUAUUACUGGUACUGUGACCUGGCUUUGGCCUCGCAGGUGUGCCUGUUUGUGUUUGUGCUGGUGCAGGCGGCUCUGCUGGUGGCCGUCAUCGUGUUCCUGAGGAAGUUUGAGAGGCUGUCCAAGGAGGCGAAGAAAACCACAGAGGAGAGCUUCACAGAGGCGGACGGUCCGAGGGAGAACGAGUACAGCAGCAUCUGAGAUUGAGCUGCGUUGUGUGGUUGUUAGAUACAAAAGGAGUAACAGAGAUGUUUAUCCUUUGCACACUGGAGAGAAAAUGUCUGUCAGAUACUUUGAAGUUGCAGAUUAUAAUUGCAAAGUAACUUUUUAUGCAGGUGACAAAUUAAAGGAGAAACCUGAAUAAAUCAGUGGAGAAUCAGAA
Thunnus maccoyii (southern bluefin tuna) is the source of this 1155-nucleotide messenger RNA. It is a transcript of the gene gp1bb, whose product is annotated as glycoprotein Ib platelet subunit beta. NCBI's taxonomy places the organism in Eukaryota, Metazoa, Chordata, Actinopteri, Scombriformes, Scombridae. The record is from RefSeq and is a predicted model, not a curated record. The transcript has 2 exons. The coding region runs from base 165 to 974 and encodes 269 amino acids.